AUGGUAAAUUGGCAAAUUAAAGAAACGAACGGUAUUAAAUAUUCUCUGCAUCAAAUAUAUUAAUAUUCGUUUAAUGAAGUUCAAAUAUUUAUUAUUAAAUACAUUGACAUGUAUUAUUUUAAAUGAACGCUUAAGCUACAGCAAGUGGCUAUAGUGGAGAAGCUCCUAAUUCCAAAAGUCAAUUAGGGACCCCGUUAGAUAUCAAGUUAAUAACAACAGAUACACGACAUAUAGAUGUUUGUCCCUAAUAAACUUUUGUUGACAAAUCUCUCUGGUGUGUCAUGUUGGAUUUCGCGCGCUUCCCCCCCCCCCUCGGCCAUGCAGAGCUAAUAUGACAGAAGACCGCAUGGAUAGCAGUCAUAAUUGAACACUUAAAUUUGUAAUGUAUCAAAAGUAAUUAAUGAGUGAUGUUGUCUCAUUUUGUGUUGGUUCACACAUUUCUUUUCGUUGAUGUUGAGAACAGAGAUUAAUAACAGUGUGAUAAACCACCCCGGGUGACAAAAUACGGCGAAAUGUCGUCUGGGACAGAAGAAAAGGCAGGACUUUUGUCCAGGCUGGGACUUAAUGAUAACAAAGCUGGAAUGCAGAACUUGGACAGAGAAAAAAUCAACCAGAUUAUAUACGAAGCUUCGAAAGGUUCAAAAUAUUUUGAAAAUGAGAAAAAGAAAGACAAACAGGUUGAUAUAAAGAUUGCUGAACAACGACAGAAAAUUGCCCACUUCACUGCAAAAGAGAUGAACAAGGCUGAAAAAGAGGCUGAUGCUCUUCUGAAGAGACUAGAAGAGAAAAGGGACCUGAGCCGAACCAUUGUACAUAUUGACAUGGAUGCUUUCUUUGCAGCAGUUGAAACGAGAGACAAUCCUUCUCUCCUGGACAAACCCAUGGCUGUUGGAAGUAAUUACAUGCUUUCAACUUCUAAUUAUAUUGCUCGUCGUUUUGGAGUGCGAGCUGCAAUGCCAGGUUUCAUUGCUAAGAAGUUGUGCCCUCAGUUGGUGAUAGUUCCUUCGAACUUUGCUCAGUACGCAGCUGUCAGUAAAGAAGUCAAAGACGUCCUUGUUAAAUACGACAAACAUUUUUGUCCAGUCAGCUUCGAUGAGGCUUACUUAGACAUCACAGAACAUUUGAAUCAUCGUAAGACACUUCCUAAAGAGAAACGAACUGUUAUAUGCCGUACUUGUGACCGAUUAGAUCCACGUUAUUGCUCUUGUGAUCCAAAUAAGUCUGAUUGUGAAUCAACAGAACAUGAAAAUCUGAGCUUUGUUCAAGAUAAGGAAACACCAAGUGCUGAUCAGCUCUGCUUCCAAGAACAAGACAGAAGUAAUUUACCACUAAUAGAAGACCCUUCAUUAGUUAAGGGACUAGAUGUUAAAAUGUGUCCUUUGUGUAAACGAGAGGUGCCUAAUUACAGAGAAGAAGUAUUUGGUGUGUCUGCAGAAGAGGCUGUCAGAGAAAUCCGACGUAAAAUUGAACAAAGAACUCAGUUGACUGCUAGUGCUGGAAUUGCUGCCAACACUUUACUGGCCAAAAUUUGUUCAGAUAGAAACAAGCCCAAUGGUCAGUUCAGUCUCCCUCACAUUACACAUGUUAUAAAAGAUUUCGUCACUGACCUUCCUAUAAGAAAAGUCUCUGGUAUUGGCAAAGUGACAGAGAAAAUGCUGCAGGCCAUUGAUAUUGUCACCUGUUCCCAGUUGUACGAACAACGAUCUUUACUCUAUCUCUUGUAUUCUGAAAUUUCUUUCAAUCACUUUAUGUCUGUCGCUCUUGGCAUUGGUUCAACUCAUGUCGAAAGUGAUGGUGAUAGAAAAAGCUUGAGUACUGAACAGACAUUUUUUGAACUCAGUGAUCCGGCCCAACUCUAUGACAAAUGCCUGGAACUAAGUAAGAUAUUGGCUUCUGACCUCCAGGAAGAGAAUUUCAUGGGUCGGACUGUCUCAUUGAAAAUAAAGACAGUAGAUUUCGAAGUGAAAACCAAGUCCCAGACGCUCACUCGCCACACAUGUGACGAGGUUCAGAUCUAUAAUGUCGCCAGGAAUCUUCUUCAAUUAGAAAUUCAAAAUUCAAUGCCAAAACCUUUCAGGCUUCGGUUAAUGGGUGUCCGGAUGUCCAAUCUUAUUUUAUCCUCUCAGUUUCCAAAAAAGGAUAGUAUAGAAUAUUUCAUGAAGAAAGACCCCUCUCCGAGUGAUACGAACUUACUUACUGAACAUGAGAAAAAAUGCCAAAAUGAAACGGUACCAAAUGAGUGUGGACAGGCCGAGAGUUCUAGUGACUAUCUGGAGAAGGGGAUUUCUGAAAGUCCUGGUCAUUAUUGUCCAAUUUGUGAUAGAAAAUGUCCGAAGGAUCUGAGGUUGUUUAAUGCUCAUAUUGAUAAGUGCUUGUUGCAGCAAUCUGGGGGAAAUGAUCGCAAAACAAAGAGGGCUUCCCCAUUGGUGACCAAUGCAGAUUUUGAAGAUUUUUUAGAAUUCUCUACCAUCAAAACUUCAAGAAAAACUAAGAAAAAAACCAAAAUGACCCAGAAAAAUUUGAAGACUGUAUUUGAGGAAACUUUAGUCAGAAAUGGAAUUCCAACAGAUUCUUGUCUUGAAAAAUCUGAGUGUAAAAGCGAAAACCUUUCUGAAACUGAAAAUAUUCUGAAACGAAGAAAGGACUGUAAAAAAACUUGUACAAAAGAGAAUUCUUCAGAAACUGAGCAAAAAGACAGCAAUGGUGUAAUAUUAGAGAGUUGUGUUGAUUCUGGAACACUUAAGCACCAUCUGUCUUCUGAUGGUGUUGCUGCUGAGGUCGAGGAAGAAAGCUGUCUCCAUGAAAAUAAAAGUCUUUCACCAUCUGUAAGUAAACUCGGUAAUUCUGAAGAAUUAUUAGUAAGUGGCUGUGAAAACCCUUCCCCUGAGUGCUCAACUGCAACUGCAGAUGUUUCUAAAGUUUCAGAAUUAAAUGAUGCAGACAUGGAACAAAUUCUUACAAGACUUCAUAGAACAAAAGAGGAACCUUCAAAAGUAGACAGAAUUGAUCUUGUUAAGAGUUGUCCUGAAUAUGUUACAGACCCACACAGUAAGAAUUCAAGGAAACAGUCUGAUUGUGAUAACACAGAAAAGGGUACUGAUUGUUCUUCGGCAGACAUUGCUAAUUCUACUGGCCUGAAACCAUUUGGUACCAAUAUUCAAACCAAGUUUAAAAAUAUACAAGACAAUAAAUUUUUAAAGAAAACCUUAAAGAACUGCAAUUUAUUGAAAUAUUUUUCUAAAUCUAGUGUAAAUAAAAGAGAAGAAGAAGAAGAAGCAGAAGAAGUAAACCAGUGUUUGGGUUUCAAUGAGUCUUUGAAAUGGUCAGAAUCUACAGAAAGAGUUGUUGUUGAGAAGACAGACGGAUCGAUAUUGGAUGAAACUAUUAGCUCAGAACAAGAAGUUGAUGCUGGUGGUCUGUUGAAUAAUGAAGAUAUCACUGACCAGCAACAGACAGUAGCCAAGACUAGUCUGGGACAUAGUGUGGUCAGUGACAAAUUACAGAAACAGGUUGACUCUGGGAAAGACAUCAGUUCGGUCACUGAUAAACUACAGCAAGAGGUUGACUCUGGUCAGAUAAAUAGUUUGGACUGUGAUAAACUACAGCAGGAGGUUGAGACUGGUCAAGAUAUUAGUUUGGUUGUUGAGAAAGUACAGCAGAUAGUUGAAACUGGUCAAGUAAGUAGUCUGGCCAGUGGCAAGCUACAGAAAGAGGUUGACUCUGGUCAGAGAAUUAAUUUGGCCAGUGAUAAACUACAGAAAGAGGUCGACUCAGGUCAGGAAAUCAGCUUGGUCACUAAGAAAAUACAAAAAAUUAAAAGUGGUCGGAGAAGGAGUCUGGUCAGUGUUAAACUAGAGACAGAGGUUCAGACUGGUCAAGAAAUCAAUCAGGACAGUAACAAAGUAGAGACUAGGGCUGACUGUGACCAGGGAGGAAGCAGCAAUGUCACUGAACAAUUACAAAAAAUAUUUAAUAGUGGUCAGUUGGACAGUGUGACCAGUGGUCAAUCUCAUGGGUCAGCUAAUACUGGUCAAACAGAUUGUUCAAUUUUUCACUCACAUUCAAUGAAACUUUUUCCCCAUUCCACUGAAAAUUCUAUUAAAACUAGUGAAUCUAUGAUUAAUGUGGAAACUAGUUGUAACCAUGGAGAUAGUCCAAACAAUGAGGUUGCUUCUAGCUGUCCACCUCAGUUUCAGGGGUCAACUGGUUGCGUCAGUAUAGACACACAGUUUCACUCACCAGCUAAGACAACCUCAAAACUUCCUCAAGACAAGGAGUUCCCUACCGAGAGGGACAACGGUCAGACAACGGAAUUGGUACACCAAUGUCCCAUUUGUAACAAAGACAUACUAAUUACUGACAUGUCUACUUUUAAUGAACAUGUUGAUCUGUGUUUAAACCAAGGAACAAUCAGGAAAAUUCUGUUGGAACAAGGAGAAGAACUGAAGAAUUCUGCCAAGCAUAAAAGGCCUGCUGAAACCCCAAGUCCAGACAUCAACAAAAGGAAGAAAUCCUUAAAACACAAUUCUACACCAAGAAUUGAUUCCUAUUUCUUUAGUGUUUAAAACAAAUAUUUGUACAUAAUUUUAUAUUUUGAUAAUAGUAAAAUGAUUUUAAAGCCAGUCUCUCUUUAA
This is a messenger RNA of Octopus sinensis (East Asian common octopus), 4634 nucleotides long. Its product is annotated as DNA polymerase kappa-like. Gene Ontology annotation, cellular component: nucleus. Gene Ontology annotation, biological process: error-prone translesion synthesis. NCBI's taxonomy places the organism in Eukaryota, Metazoa, Mollusca, Cephalopoda, Octopoda, Octopodidae. Bases 513 to 4565 code for a protein of 1350 amino acids. The transcript has 12 exons. The record is from RefSeq and is a predicted model, not a curated record. Gene Ontology annotation, molecular function: DNA-directed DNA polymerase activity; damaged DNA binding.